AUGGACAUUGUCAACGACAACCCCAAACUCGACCACGAUGCCGCUGCCGCCGACAACAGCAAUAACAACGACGACGACGACCCCAUCACCGCCAGCUACCAAGUCUUCCUCAACCCAGCCCUCCCCCUCGGCCGCCGCCUGCUCGUCCUGCAGCACCCCAACCGCACCGACAACACGCCUCGCCCGCCCCCCACGGAGCUGCGCCUCAAGGAACACUCCGGCAUGGUGGAAAUCGACAUGCCCAUGGACAACACCACCGCGUACGAUCGCGAAAAGGGCCUUCGAUGGGGCCGCACGCUGCAAAACUCCAUGGCUGUCAAGAGUGGUGGGAGCCACGGUCUGGCGGGAGGCUUUGGUGUCGGUGCCGUGCAGCAGCGCGCCCCCAGGAAGAAGGGUGAUGUCGAAGAAGAUGAAAACCUCGAUUGGAACGACGCCGUGCGCCAGGGCAAAGUCCUCAGCACGCAGACUCUAGGCGGCCAGUAUCCCGACACCGACGAAGUCCAGUACAUGGUCGGCGUCUUCCAGGGCAAGGACCUCCAUCUCACCCCCGUCUCCAACCUCAUCCACCUCCGCCCUCAACUCCACCACCUCGACGCCGCCACCGCGCAAGAGCGCCAAUCCUCCGCCGCCGCCUCCAAGGACGGAGCCGCCCCUGCCGCCCCUACCGCCCGCGCAAUCCACAUGAGCAUCAAGACCACCGCCGACGGCGCAGACGGCGUCUCCACGGAAACAAUGGCCGACCGCCUGCGCUCCGUCCAGACCGAGCCCUGGCGCAAGAUGCGCUACACCGAUGAGAACGAGGAGACUGCCUGGGAGGUCUACAACGAGAGCUUGUUCCUCAGGCCAAGAUCUGAUCCUAACGGCGAGCAGGCUGCUCCUGCUGCCGACACGGAUAGAGACCUUGAGGAGCUCGUCCCAACGCUGGGCAACAAGUGGGACGACAAGCAGUUCCUUGAAUCCAUCAGCGGCAUCAAGAAGCCCGAUCCC
This is a messenger RNA of Trichoderma virens Gv29-8, 987 nucleotides long. RefSeq lists its product as uncharacterized. NCBI's taxonomy places the organism in Eukaryota, Fungi, Ascomycota, Sordariomycetes, Hypocreales, Hypocreaceae. The transcript is spliced from 2 exons. The annotation marks the transcript as partial. Gene Ontology annotation, cellular component: nucleus; RNA polymerase III complex. The record is from RefSeq and is a predicted model, not a curated record. Gene Ontology annotation, biological process: DNA-templated transcription.